UUGGCCCUCCUGAAAAAGUUUUCAGGCUCAGACUCUUACUAUAAUAGAAUCUGAGGAAGAAAUUAAAACUUGCUUCCCUUUCUUUCCUUUCAACCUAGCUUCCAUCCCCACCUCUUCCCCUAAAAGAAACCCAUCAAUACUAAUUUCUUUUUCUCUUUCUGAUCUUCAAAUCAAAAGUACUUUGUUUGACAUGGAGGUGCUGAGUUUCUACGUUGGGAUCAUAGGAAACAUCAUCUCAGUAUUAAUGUUUCUUUCCCCUGUCGGGACAUUCCGGCGAAUAAUAAAGCGCCGGUCGACGGAGGAAUUUGAGAGCCUUCCUUACAUUUGCACAUUGUUAAACUCAUCCUUGUGGACUUACUACGGAAUUAUAAAGCCCGGGGAAUUACUGGUGGCCACCAUUAAUGGUUUUGGCAUCCUUGUCGAGACUGUCUACGUCACCUUAUUUCUUAUAUAUGCACCAAAAAGGUUGAGGGCUAAGAUUGCCAUGGUUGUCGGGAUGUUGGAUGUGGGCUUGCUAGCAGCAGCGAUUCUAGUUACUCGGCUGGCAUUGAAGGGAGAAGCACGUAUUGAUGCCAUAGGGAUAUUGGGUGCAGUUCUAAAUAUUAUGAUGUAUAGCUCACCUCUAGCCGCCAUGAGAACAGUGGUUAGAAGCAAGAGCGUGGAGUACAUGCCUUUCUUUCUCUCAUUUUUUCUUUUCUUCAACGGUGGGACAUGGGCUUUCUAUGCUUUGCUUGUGCACGACUAUCUCCUUUUGGUACCAAAUGGAUGUGGGUUUGUACUUGGAGCAGCGCAGCUAGUGGUGUAUGCAAUUUACAGAAAGGCAAACCAACGGAAAAACGUGUCAGAUACACUGGUUGAUGAAGAAGGAUGCCAACAUGAGCGCCUCAUCAUCUCGUCCUCAAGUUUAUCCCAUGAAAUCAUUAAUGGAGACUAGACAUUUAUAGUGACUCAUCAAAUACUAGUCAAGAGUAAUUAGCAAUUUUUUAUUUUUUUUUUCUUUUUUUACGUUUUAAUUUCUGCCCAGAUGAGUUGAGAGUUUUAUUGGCAAUUUUUUAUUUUUUAUUUUUUUGGUUUUAAUUUUUUCCUUCUUCUACUCAGAUUAGAGUUUUAUUAGUGCAUUUUUCCACCUUCCCACAAGUAAAUUAAGGGAAUUUGCUAGAGUUCUUUGAUA
Molecule: messenger RNA, 1171 nt
Organism: Alnus glutinosa
Lineage: Eukaryota; Viridiplantae; Streptophyta; Magnoliopsida; Fagales; Betulaceae
Product: bidirectional sugar transporter SWEET17-like
Exons: 6
Coding region: 191-934 (247 amino acids)
Biological process (GO): carbohydrate transport
Cellular component (GO): membrane
Molecular function (GO): sugar transmembrane transporter activity
Source: RefSeq, a predicted model, not a curated record